This is a messenger RNA of Lethenteron reissneri (Far Eastern brook lamprey), 3092 nucleotides long. Its product is annotated as selenide, water dikinase 1-like. Lineage: Eukaryota; Metazoa; Chordata; Hyperoartia; Petromyzontiformes; Petromyzontidae. Gene Ontology annotation, cellular component: cytoplasm. Gene Ontology annotation, molecular function: selenide, water dikinase activity; ATP binding. Gene Ontology annotation, biological process: L-selenocysteine biosynthetic process. The record is from RefSeq and is a predicted model, not a curated record.
UGGCGUCGCGCGUUGGUCGGCGCCGCCAUUUUGCUCGGCCGUCUCUUAAGGGGCUCCCGCGUUAAAGACUCCUCUCCUCCUCCUCCUGCUCCGCGUCUCUCUGCCCUCAGCACCGGCGCGCCGUCUUUGUCUCGCCGCCCUCGCCGCUUAUUUAUAAUUUUGUUAGUCGUCCAGCGGCGUCUUCGAGUUUGUCGCUCGCUCGCUCGGUUUUUUCGUCGCGGCCUUGGGGGUUGUGCACAUCGGCAACUCGCUGGCUGCUCGCGCUUCUUGAGUGUGCAAGGGUUUGUAGACCGCCAGCUGCGAAAGACGCGAAUGGUAAUUGCGUCGUGUAGAAAUUAAAAGCGCGAUUUUAUUUUGUAACAUUUAAAACUGCAGGCGUCAAGUCAGCGCUGCGGUAUAAAGUAGUUGAGGAGGCGAACGCGGCGCCGUAAGCCUUUACAAGUUCGUCGAGGUGGAGGAGCUGAACGAGGUGGAGGCGGCGGCGGCUGCAGCAGCAGCAGCCAUGUCUGUGCACCGCUACUUCGACCCCGAGGAUCAUGACCUGGACAAGAGUUUCCGACUGACCAAGUUCUCCGAGCUCAAAGGAUGAGGGUGCAAGGUCCCUCAGGAGACAUUGCUCAAACUCCUGGAGGGACUGGAGCAGGACGGGCCGUACCAGGACGAACACCAACAGUUCAUGGGGGCCGUCAUGCCUCGUCUUGGAAUCGGCAUGGAUGCGUGUGUGAUUCCAUUGAGGCAUGGCGGCCUCUCGCUCGUCCAGACGACGGACUUCUUCUACCCACUUGUGGACGACCCCUACAUGAUGGGGAAGAUCGCUUGUGCUAACGUGCUGAGUGACCUGUACGCCAUGGGGGUGACAGAGUGUGACAACAUGCUCAUGCUGCUCGCCAUCAGCCAGAAGUUAUCCGAGAAGGAGCGAGACAAAGUGAUACCGCUCAUGAUUCGGGGGUUCAAAGACGCAGCGGAGGAGGCGGGAACCACGGUGACAGGAGGGCAGACAGUGGUCAACCCCUGGAUCGUCAUCGGGGGCGUCGCCACCACCGUGUGUCAACCCAACGAGUUCAUCAUGCCCGAUAACGCGGUGCCAGGGGAUGUGCUCGUGCUGACAAAACCGCUGGGAACCCAGGUGGCCGUCAAUGCACAUCAGUGGCUUGACAUGCCUGAGAAGUGGAAUAAAAUCAAGCUGGUGGUUACACAAGAGGAUGUGGAGCUGGCUUACCAGGAGGCUAUGUUCAACAUGGCACGCCUCAACCGCACAGCUGCUGGACUGAUGCACACGUUCAACGCACAUGCGGCAACGGACAUCACGGGCUUCGGCAUCCUUGGUCACGCGCAGAACCUGGCCAAGCAGCAGCGCAACGAGGUGUCCUUUGUCAUCCACAACCUCCCCGUCAUCGCCAAGAUGGCCGCCAUCAGCAAGGCCUGUGGAAAUCUCUUCGGCCUCCUACAGGGCACAUCUGCCGAGACGUCAGGUGGGCUGCUGAUUUGCCUGCCACGCGAACAGGCCGCGCGGUUCUGUGCCGAAAUCAAAUCGCCAAAGUACGGCGAGGGUCACCAGGCGUGGAUCAUCGGCAUCGUGGAGAAGGGUGGCCGCACAGCCCGCAUAAUCGACAAGCCCCGCAUCAUUGAGGUGGCGCCGCGUGGGGCUAGCCCCACCGGCGUGGCCUCUCCCGACACGCCCACCGGCCCCCCGCUCACAUAGGACGCGCGUACGCGGGGAUGGGGUGGGGCACACCACCGCACACAGGCACCGCCAACUGACGCACAAGCACCACACGCACGCUCGGCCCUCCUGGGCACCACGGAGAUGGUUUUUCGUGGCACAAGCGCGGGGCUGGGUGUCUUGCAGUGUCCCGGUUAACAAACACCAGCUACAGACCCCUGAACGGAUGCGUCUUGCUCCGCAUGCACUCACGAUCGACCGUGCACGCCAUCGCACACUGGGUGCACUCGACGCAUCCCACGCUAGCCCGCAGCGCGCCUGGCGUUGUAGCCCGGUGCACGCAUGCACGCACGCACAUAUACCUUCACCCCGUGACUACCUUGCCGCCUCCCCGCGACACUUGACAACAACCCCAUUGCUGACAGUUCAUUUCUCGGCGAAAAGCAAACACUAAUGUUCUGCUAGGACAGCAGCAUUCUGCCAAUUUAAGAACGGAGCCUUUAUGGCUGGGCGCAGACAGAAACCCCGUCAUGUGAUUUGUCGGUGCACAUCAUCUACUUUUCAGAAUUAAGAAUGAAUAUUUUAGACGGCUACAUCUCUGCCGCAGUUGAAAGCGAUCUGCCGAAAGAUGUAAUUGUCCAUCAGUGUUGCAAUUUGUCCCUUUUUAACGUCGAGCUGCAGUCUCAAAUUGAGGAUUAGCCUCGACUAUGACCGCGAGAGGUCAUGUUUUGCAAAAUACUUCCAUGGCUUCAGCGGCGGCUUGCUCAUCAGACAUUAUUUUUGUAAGGCACAUGCCCUUUAACUGUACCUUAAAUUGCCUUGAUUUUACAUACGCAAACGUUAACGUUAUGAUCGAUUGCAUUGUCCUCGUACGCGUUUAGCUUCUUAACAAUAGGGGCCACUAAGGCCACGGCGCGCUGGUGCCUGCCCCCUACCCAACCUGUGCGCCCGUGAGAUUUGAGCAGCUCAUGGGAGUGCGGUUGGAGGGAGCAGACUGAGAGUUGUCAAAAUGUGAAAACCUAUUUUCUAUUAGGUGUUUAACAUUUUUACAAGCUCGUCACCACUCGCUGCCGAUUGUCCGUUAGCCGGUUUCGCAUCCGCCCCCUGAAUUUGAUGCUCUUCCCUCAAAAGGCGAAAGAGGGUUCUCUGAAGCCCGAGGGAGAGGCGGAAACCUGCCACAGGGGACGGGUGCAUAACGGGGCUCGGACAAUGGGGCCUUAUGAUUCCUUCAUUGGUUGUUUGUGUUCUCCUUUAAAACAUUUUUUUUUAAACACUGGCGUUCUGUCUCAUUUAUGAAAUGAUACAUUGGCGUAGAUGUUAACACAACGAUACUGUAACAGUGACCUUGGUGAUUGAUUCGGAGACACCCUCCUUGUAGUACCGCAUACCAACACCAAUAAAGUGGAAACACAACCAUGGAUUUCUUAUA